Messenger RNA from Microthlaspi erraticum, 1056 nucleotides. The record is from the annotation of a GenBank genome assembly. Lineage: Eukaryota; Viridiplantae; Streptophyta; Magnoliopsida; Brassicales; Brassicaceae.
AUGGGAUCAUCUGUUGAUCUAUCAUCUAUCCAAUCGAAUCUUUACGAAGUUUUAAGAGUGAAGAUGAGAUCGCUUCAGGCACCGAUCGUUUGCCCUAGUGUUCGUCCCAGAGAAUUGGGCGUCUCUGCUUCACUCGUCAACUGCUCUGUUUCGAAACCACCGAGGUUUCUCAGAAACCAUUUCUUGGGAAACCAGACCAGAAACGUCAAGUCCCAAUUUGCUACAGUCACUCUCCGGCUCCAUCUUCGAAGGUGGAAGAGUGUACAGUGUCUUUUCAGCUCGCAUUCCGAUGGAACCGGGAGCACCGCAGAGAAUUUCAACGAGAACGACGACGAUUAUGUCAAUUCUAGUGUACUGGAAGCUGUUGAGGUGAGAAGUGGAGCAGAUGGUUUCAUGGUGAAGAUGAGAGACGGGAGGCAACUACGAUGCGUCCACAACAAUCCUCAGGGAGGGAAUCUUCCAAAUUAUGCUCCACACUCUGCAAUUGUGCUGAAAAUGGAAGAUGGAACUGGUCUUCUUCUUCCCAUUAUCGUCUUGGAGAUGCCUAGUGUGUUACUUAUGGCAGCAAUGACAAAUGUUCAAAUAGCAAGACCCACAAUGUAUGAAGUGGUGCAGGAGAUGGUUGACAAAUUGGGUUAUGAGGUUAGGCUGGUUAGAGUAACCACAAGAGUUCAUGAGGCAUACUUCGCACAGUUAUACCUUUCAAAGGUGGGUGAUAAGUCUGAUUGUGUGAGCUUUGACCUUCGUCCUUCAGAUGCAAUCAACAUAGCUGUUAGAAGCAAGGUACCUAUCCAAGUCAAUAAGUAUCUAGCUUAUAGUGAUGGAAUGAGAGUCAUUGAGUCCGGGAAGCUAUCGAAGCAGACACCUGCUUCAGAUGGUUUACUAUCUCCAGAACUGGACCGGCCAAAUGGUCAGCCUUGUCUUGAUACAACAGAGUUUGAUCUAUUGAGCCACAUGAUGCAAGCUGUCGAUGAAGAACGCUAUGAUGAAGCCGCUGAGUGGAGAGACAAGCUUGGCCAGUUUCAAGCAAAACGCAAGCUAAGGAAGUACACAUGA